AUGUUAAAGAACCAGUGUGAGGAAUACUUAGAGCAGAAAGCUUGGGCAGAAUCUGCAGUUCUCUGCUGUCUACACUUAGAAAAACUCAAGCUGUUCUGUCUGGAUCAUCAUCAGCCGGCAUGUGUCAUCUGCAGAGACUCUAGAAUACACACCAACCACACAAUGAGGCCCAUCUAUGAAGCUGCUAAAGAUUUCAAGAACAAGCUCCAGAAAUUACUGGAGACCCUUCAGUACAAGCUUAAUAAAUUUAAGAACAUCAAAGAAGACUGUGACAAAGCUAGAAAACUCAUCGAGACCCAGGCUGCAAACACAGAGCAGCAGAUAAAGGAGCAUUUUAAGAAACUUCAUCAGUUUCUAGAGGAGGAGGAGGAGGCCAGAAUCUCUGCACUUAGAGAGGAGGAGGAGCAGAAGAUUCACAGGAUAAAGAAGGAGGUGGAAGCCCUGAGCAGAGAGACAGCAGCUCUUUCUGACACAGUCAGAGCCACAGAGGAAGAGCUGAGAACUGAAGAUGUCUUCUUCCUGAAAAGCUGCAAGGCUGCAGUGGAAAGAGUCAAGCAGUGCUCCCAGCUGGAGGAUCCACAGCUGCCCGCUGGAGCUGUGAUAGAUGUGGCCAAACACCUGGGCAAUCUGAGGUUCAACAUCUGGAGCAAGAUGAAUGACUUGGUCUCAUACAGUCCUGUGAUUUUUGACCCAAACACAACUCACAUCACGCUGUCUGAAGACCUGACUGGUGUGAGAGAAGGUGAGGGUGUUGCAGAGGGCUCUGAAGGCUUCGACUCAGGGUGUCACAGCUGGGACAUCAGGAUUGAUUGGAAUUAUGGUGAAGAUGAAGUUUCAGAGAGCAUAUGGGCCCAAAGAAUCAGAGUGAGUCUGGACUGGGACAGAGGAGAGCUGUCAUUCUCUGAUCCUUACACUGACACACACAUCCACACCUUCACACACUUUCACUGA
This is a messenger RNA of Cheilinus undulatus (humphead wrasse), 951 nucleotides long. RefSeq names its product E3 ubiquitin-protein ligase TRIM35-like. Gene Ontology annotation, molecular function: zinc ion binding. NCBI's taxonomy places the organism in Eukaryota, Metazoa, Chordata, Actinopteri, Labriformes, Labridae. The coding region runs from base 1 to 951 and encodes 316 amino acids. The transcript is spliced from 2 exons. The record is from RefSeq and is a predicted model, not a curated record.